AAGAUGGUGAUGAUGGCUUCGCCAAAUUUAGCCUCCAAGUGCUCGACAGCAAUGGCGAAGCCUUCCCUGCCCCUGAAGCUGCUUCUCUGGGCGUUUAUUGUCGUUAAUCUCCCGACAAGCUCCUUCCAGACUGAUGACGAUGAUGAGGUGUCCAACAAGACGUGGGUGCUGACUCCCAAAGUGUACGAGAGUGACGUCACGCACAUCCUGAACAGCCUUCUCGAUGGAUACGACAACAAACUCAGACCUGACAUCGGAGUCAAACCGACAGUGAUCCACACAGACAUGUUUGUCAACAGCAUCGGCCCAGUAAAUGCCAUCAAUAUGGAAUACACAAUCGACAUCUUUUUCGCUCAGACCUGGUACGACAGGAGGUUAAAAUUCAACAGCACGAUGAAGGUGCUGCGCCUCAACAGCAACAUGGUCGGGAAGAUCUGGAUCCCGGACACUUUUUUCCGCAACUCCAAGAAGGCCGACGCCCACUGGAUCACCACGCCCAACCGUAUGCUUCGGAUCUGGAACGAUGGUCGGAUACUCUACACCCUCAGGUUGACCAUCGAUGCCGAGUGCCAGCUUAAACUGAACAACUUCCCAAUGGAUGAGCACUCAUGUCCCCUGGAGUUUUCAAGCUAUGGCUACCCCAGGGAGGAGAUUGUGUACAAGUGGAAGAGGAGCUCAGUUGAGGUUGGGGACAUCCGCUCCUGGAGGCUCUACCAGUUCUCCUUCGUGGGCCUGAGAAACACCUCUGAGAUCGUCAGGACCGUCUCAGGAGACUAUGUGGUGCUGACCGUCUUCUUUGACCUGAGCAGGAGAAUGGGCUACUUCACCAUUCAGACCUACAUCCCGUGCACCCUGAUUGUCGUCCUCUCCUGGGUCUCAUUCUGGAUCAACAAGGAUGCGGUACCUGCCAGGACAUCACUGGGCAUCACCACUGUGCUGACCAUGACCACGCUGAGUACCAUAGCCAGGAAAUCCCUUCCAAAAGUUUCCUAUGUGACUGCCAUGGACCUGUUUGUGUCCGUCUGCUUCAUCUUCGUCUUCGCCGCGCUUAUAGAGUACGGCACACUGCACUAUUUUGUCAGCAACAGGAAGCCGAGUGCCAAAAAGGACAAGAAGAAGAAAAACCCGCUCCUCCGGCUCUUUUCCUCAAAGCAGACACCCACGGUAGACAUCCGUCCACGCUCGGCCACUGCCAUUCAGAUGAACAACGCCACGCACAUGCAGGAGCGAGACGAGGAGUACGGCUACGAGUGUCUGGACGGGAAGGACUGCACCAGCUUCUUCUGCUGUUUCGAAGACUGCCGCUCCGGAGCCUGGCGGCACGGCAGGUUGCACAUCCGCAUCGCCAAGAUAGACUCGUAUGCACGCAUCUUCUUCCCCACUGCAUUUGGUCUCUUCAACCUGGUCUACUGGGUCUCCUAUCUCUAUCUCUAG
Chelmon rostratus (copperband butterflyfish) is the source of this 1434-nucleotide messenger RNA. It is a transcript of the gene gabrg2, whose product is annotated as gamma-aminobutyric acid type A receptor subunit gamma2. Bases 4 to 1434 code for a protein of 476 amino acids. Gene Ontology annotation, biological process: chloride transport; regulation of postsynaptic membrane potential; synaptic transmission, GABAergic. The transcript has 10 exons. Gene Ontology annotation, molecular function: benzodiazepine receptor activity; GABA-gated chloride ion channel activity; GABA-A receptor activity. Gene Ontology annotation, cellular component: neuron projection; GABA-A receptor complex; synapse. The record is from RefSeq and is a predicted model, not a curated record. Lineage: Eukaryota; Metazoa; Chordata; Actinopteri; Chaetodontiformes; Chaetodontidae.